AUGAAGCGUAGCAUUCAACUAGAAGGUUCUCCUUGUAAAUAUUGCAAGUGUGUUCAUGACAGCGACGAAGAAGCGCAGAUUGUUACGGAGGCGUGUCCCGAAUGUCAACCGGUGCCGAAGGAGGUGUUCAAGGAUUUCCAACUCCCAAGAGUUUCCAACCGCUUUCCCCACUGCUUCGAUCACCAGUUGGAGGAUGUACUGAAGUGGUACGCCACGUCCCCCGGAAGCGACCCACCACCAUUCAGCCGGAGAACCAGGCGACCUUGGUUGUGCGAUGUGCACAUGGAGGGAUGGCGUGGAGACGGUCGGGUUUCAUCGGCGUUCAACUUCUACGCAGAAGAAGAAAUAGCUGCCCGAGCUUCCAAACCCGAGGUCAUCUUCAAAGCUUCGGAUGUGGAUAACUACACCAAUGAAGGCAUCCAUCCUCCGUGUGACAGGUUGUACUGUGAAGUUCGAAAUUUUAGCAAGAAGCUGUUUUGCGUAGUGUCCAACCGCACGAAAUGCAUCACCUUUGACAUGAGGGAAAGCAACGGGGCCUACAUCAAUCAUAUGCACGACCAUUUCUGCACGGUACUGCUGGUUCUGCAGGACGUUGCACCGGAGCUGCGCCAUAUCACCGUUAGGGGAGGUUUCAUGAGUGUUAGGGCGAUUCUGGAGACCGUGGAAUGGAUAAACACGCUGGAGUUGGAGGACGUCUAUGUCUACGGAUUCCGCCAUCUUAUUCCUGGAUAUGUGCACUCGGACAUGUCGUACCUUGAGUGCGGGUGGAUGAGAACGGAGAAAUCAUAUCUUAAGCUUAAUGCUUUGUUCGCUCGUGGAGCAAACCAGCCUCACCAUGUCAUCCAUGUCGCCGAGGAAUUGCUGGACACUUUCCAUCUGACCUCCAAGGAUCCACUCCCCAUCUGA
Molecule: messenger RNA, 906 nt
Organism: Paramacrobiotus metropolitanus
Lineage: Eukaryota; Metazoa; Tardigrada; Eutardigrada; Parachela; Macrobiotidae
Exons: 3
Coding region: 1-906 (301 amino acids)
Source: RefSeq, a predicted model, not a curated record